Messenger RNA from Dicentrarchus labrax (European seabass), 3661 nucleotides. Its product is annotated as multidrug and toxin extrusion protein 1-like. Gene Ontology annotation, biological process: xenobiotic detoxification by transmembrane export across the plasma membrane. NCBI's taxonomy places the organism in Eukaryota, Metazoa, Chordata, Actinopteri, Moronidae. The coding region runs from base 373 to 2154 and encodes 593 amino acids. The record is from RefSeq and is a predicted model, not a curated record. Gene Ontology annotation, cellular component: membrane. The transcript has 16 exons. Gene Ontology annotation, molecular function: antiporter activity; xenobiotic transmembrane transporter activity.
CGGCAGUAGCGUGCUGAUCGCUGUAAAGCAUGGUUGUAUAUCAACACCGCUGAUUACCGAACAAGACCGCAUAUAGCAUCACCAUUAGAGUUGUUAUAUAACAUCCGGCACGUGCUCUGUUAUCAGAAUCACAUUAUAACAUAUAAGGCCCAACCUACGUCAGAUCCGUCACAUGAUCACAACCCGUUUCGGUCAGAAAGCGCGAGUCUAUUUGUGAGGACAGCACAGCGUCCACCCCGCUGGCACACACACUGGGCGGACAUUGGUGAGACAUGUCCCGUGACUGCGGACGGGGUCUAUCGGAGGCGUGAGAGCGCAGAGCGGCUCCACAGCUCAGCCGGACGGUACAUUUAACGCGCGUCUGUUGCGGGUAUGGACGGCCCUGCUGCUCCAGCAACUACAGACACUGAGGGGGGGGUCGGAGUCCUGACAGCCGCUCAACCGGCUCCUUCUGUUCACGGCUCCGGCUGCCGCUCUGGCCUGAAGAAGCGCAUCCGAGGCUGUAUCCCGUUAGACUACCGGAAUGAGAUAGUCCAACUCCUCAAACUAGCGGGACCGGUGGUCAUUUCCCAGUUGAUGGUCUUCAUGAUCGGUGUCGUCAGCAUGGUGUUCUGUGGUCACCUGGGGAAAACAGAACUUGCAGGAGUAUCUUUAGCAGCUGCGUUGCAGGUGGUUAAUGUCACUGGUAUUUCCAUUGGCACUGGUUUGUCAUCAACGUGUGAUACCCUCAUAUCUCAGACGUAUGGGAGCGGUAACUUGAAGCGUGUUGGUGUGAUUCUCCAGAGGGGGAUUCUGAUUCUGCUGCUGGCCUGUUUCCCCUGCUGGGCCAUCCUCAUCAACACUGAACCCCUCCUGCUCGCUGUGAAACAGAGCCCAGAGGUGGCCAGUCUCUCCCAGCUGUAUGUGAAGAUCUUCAUGCCUGCUCUGCCGGCAGCUUUUAUGUACCAGUUGCAAGGGAAGUAUCUUCAAAAUCAGGGAAUUAUGUGGCCUCAGGUCUUAACUGGAGGCAUUGGAAAUGUCUUCAAUGCACUCAUCAACUACAUCCUCCUUUAUCCUCUGGAGUUGGGGGUCGCUGGAUCAGCUGUAGCCAAUGUGAUCUCACAGUAUUUGCUGGCUUUGUUCCUAUAUGUUUACAUCUGCUGGAAGGGUCUGCACAAGGCCACAUGGGGAGGUUGGUCACUCGACUGUCUGCAGGAGUGGGGUCCCUUUGUCAAACUGGCCAUUCCCAGCAUGCUCAUGAUUUGUCUGUCAUGGUGGAUAUUUGAAAUAGGAGGAUUCCUGGCUGGAUUGAUAAGUGAGGUUGAGCUGGGAGCUCAGUCCAUAGCAUACCAGCUGUGCAUUGUAGCAUAUAUGUUCCCACUAGGAUUCUCUGUUGCUGCCAGUGUCCGGGUCGGGAAUGCUCUUGGUGCAGGAAACACAGAGCAGGCCAAGCUAUCUUGCAAAGUCCCCAUUGUGUGUGCAUUCAUUGUUGCAUGUGUUGUUGGAGCUAGUCUCGGCAUCGCCAGAGGAGUUAUUGGAUACAUUUUCACCUCAGAGCAAGACAUUAUUCAGAGAGUUGCUGAUGUCAUGCUCAUAUUUGGUUUCAUGCAUGUUGGUGAUGCCACUGCGGGCGUGGCUGCAGGUGUUCUCAGAGGAGCAGGAAAACAGUUGAUUGGUGCUCUGUGUAACCUGGUCGGAUUUUACUUCAUUGGCUUCCCCAUUGGUGUGUCCCUGAUGUUUGCAGCCAACAUGGGGAUUGUAGGACUGUGGAUGGGACUUACCAUUUGUGUGUCAUUGCAGGCGAUUGUUUUUAUCACAAUUUUGUGCAAACUUGAUUGGAAAAAGACUGCUAAAGAGGCCCUUGUGAGAGCAGGAGUCCAAAUCACAAAAGAAAAAGAAAUGGUUGAGCUGGAACACACUGACUCGAAUCGGAGCCGGAGCCAGGGCCAGGUCAGUACUACUCUUUCCAGCUCUGUGAAUGCUGAGGAGGAUGACGCAGACCUGCGAGUGCAUGAUUCAGGCCACAGUCCACUACAGUCCACUACCACUACAGUGGGAGAUGUUCUGUCAGUAAAGCAGCUGCUUUUACGGCGUGGCCUGACGUUACUUAUCAUGAUCUGCAUCCUCGUUGCUGGAACUGUAACCAGCAACUUGCUGGUUAAACUGCUGAAAUGACUCAUCCUAAUGGCUCGGAAAUAUUGUUAACACUGAAUGUCAAAGGGCUGCAAAGGACUGAGUGUCAAAGAGAUUCACCUUCCCAGUCUGUGCAGCUUCCAGUCACUCUCAGCCUUAUGUAUUGGCUUGCUGGUCUGUCUAACUCUGGCUCUCAGUGACCCCCUCACAUUCGCACUUUUCUGCUACAAUGCAAAUGAUGGGAAGCCACAGUAGGUGACUUGUGACAAGUCAAAAAGCCAAAGAGAACUAUAUUUUUUUUUAAGCUAGCAGACCAAACCAGGGACAAAAUGCAUGCAAAUUGUGGACUUGCAGCAUGGUAUGCACAUGUUGCUCUGAAUGCUUGAGUUACAUCCGUCUUUUUUUUUUCUUUAUGUUAGCCAUACAAACUGUUCUGCUUAAAGCAGUUUUAUGUACAAUCUGUUAACUAUUGAUUGAUAUCACCCACAAUGCAAGUCGACCACUGACAAAGGGGUUGCCGAGAUUUGGGUGUGUUACAUGCUAGUUACACGGAAGCCUCGAUCUAGUAAGCCCACUUCUUCCUAAAACCACAGCAUUUUUUUAAUUUUCAAACUUGUAGUCUUCAGCCCCAACCGUCACUGCCUCGAUCACUUGAGGCAGUAUAUUAGAUUUCAUGCAGUUCCCUCAGGGGCCAUGAAAGGCUUUAUACAAUAAACCUUGUAGUUAAAAUCAGCACAAAUCUGAGUGAAUGGGUGGAGUUCCUCAGGGAGCAAUUACUGUUCCACUUAAGUCAACUAAAGUUUAGUAAAAAACAUUCUUUAUCAUAAUUAUGAUGACCCCAAAUGUACUUAUCUGUACUAAAAUAAUAGUCUUUGGUCCCAAAGAAGAAGGACUGAGUAUCAGUACUCAUCUGAAGUCUCUGUCACUAAAACCUAAAUCAGAAAUCUUGUUGCAGUUAUGACCUAAGACUUACAUUUUAAAAGCUACCACAAGACAUACUGGGCAGCUGAUUGAUUUAAGAUUUAAAUACAAAUGUGUAAAGGCUGCAUUUAGUUUUGCUGCAUAUAUCAGAAACAUCUUAUAAUUAGUAAGAAUGAUAUAAUAUUUUUGUAUAAAUCAAAGUGAAAAAUAUGUUUUGGUGUUGCUUUUGUUUUUAUAUCGUAUCUGAAGAUCUCACAACUAUUUGUUUUUUGUAAGUUUAUAUAAUGUCAUUUAAACAGUUAAAUUGGAUGUGUAAUGUAAAGCUUGUCAAAGUCAAUGUUCCUUUGAGUUAUGUGUUACUCUGAGUAUGAGCAAGGCAUUUCAGCCUCAACACUUUAAACUGAGCUUUUCUGCCAAAACAUCAUAAACGUGUUUCUUAAAGAAGGCUAAUUGGGAAAAGCCUGAUUUGUAAAAUCAGCUAAAGUGUAAAUCCUUUCACCAUAAUAAAGAAAACAGAGAUGUGAAGAGAACACAGCAUAAUUGCCAAAGAAUAAACAUAAUAAAAGUAUAAUGCAAUGGAUGAAAUAUUGUACAAAACCACUAUAUUAAACUAAACCAAAAAAUUUGA